This is a messenger RNA of Porites lobata, 8090 nucleotides long. NCBI's taxonomy places the organism in Eukaryota, Metazoa, Cnidaria, Anthozoa, Scleractinia, Poritidae. The record is from the annotation of a GenBank genome assembly.
GUAUUGCUUCGAAUCGAUUCGCUUGAUUAUUUCAAUUAUUGUUAGUUUCAUUUGCCAGAACUUUGUUCAAGAUGCCUCGAGUUACUCGCAACAGCCAAACAAAAAUAGAGUUUCGUGUUCGGAAGACUCGAUCGCAACAAAAGGAAAACGUAGGGACCGUUGAAACAAGAGGAAAGCAAACUCCAGCAUCGACGACUUCGCCUCGAAAGCGACGCGAUGCCACGAAAGGUAAGAAAAAGACCUUCUUUUUGCUUCUUCAGCUCGUUACAUAUCAAACAUUAAGACUUUUUUUAGAAAUGUGUCGAAUUUACUCAGGGAUCUUACUGGAAAUAAUCGAAAAAUUCUAGGCCGAACUUUAUCCCUUGGACUUGAAAUUUCCCGCGCAAGUUUCACUGCUUGAUUCGUUGCAAAACUUGGUAGAUCGCUAGUUGAGAUUAAUCGAAGCACAUCUCAAGGAUUUUAGAUUAGAAAAGGGGCAUUUACUCGUAAUUUUGGUCCAGAAAUGCCAGUUUCUAUCUCGAUUCUCCUGCACGUACAUAGUUAAUGAGAUUAGAUUUUCUACUCAUUUGUAUGCAAGCGUACAUCUUCCAAACACAAAAGGCUUUAAAUUGACCCAUUCAUCACUGGAAUAAAUUUCCUGAAUGAAAUUUGUUUCCCAAACGUGUAUCCUGCUUUUGCGGUCUCGAUUUAUUUUCCGUCUGUACCUUUUUAAUAAACCAAAAAUAUUAUGUAUCCGCGGGACCGUGACGUGGAAGAAGUCAGUGUGACUGUCACGCUGCCCUUCAUGCAAGGAAUGAUAGUGUUCUGGCGGUAGAAUUUUCCUUCAAUCACCGACAUAUUCUUCGAUUGUUAAGUCCUUUUUAAGAAGAACCUGCCACUUAAAUGAUUUCUUCCCAAAUCUGUUUUCAACAGUGGAAACUCAAACUGUUUCUCCAAAGAAGAGAAAGAACAACAGAGGAAAACCCGAAGAUGUAGUUUGCAGUGACACAGAAAACUCUGAUCCAAAGAAAAAGCUGACAUUCGCAAACCAAGAUGGUAUGUGGUGCAAUUCCAUGAUAUAUACGGAGCUGUACUCAAGCAGACCCUGUUGCUCUGAAAUACCAAUCACCUGCUGGGCACCCUAGAUUUUACAGGUUCACAGCACAGCCUUGAUAUUAUAAAAUAUAAAAGCCAAAGGAAAAAAAAAUCAAAAUUUUACCCUUAAAUUGCAUACAAAUAACAUUUUUCUAUUGAAGCGAGGCUGGUUCGAAUUAUACUAGUUUGAACCUCUUGUAAGUCACUCAUUAGGUUAGGAGUAGUACUUGAUUUAAAAGAGCUGCCAAAGAGAUUUCAUUUUAAUGGUUUAUUAACAAACUAAAAGAUUUGUUCACAGAUUUAAAAAUAAUUUAGAAUGGUACAAUGACUCCACCAUACCUCACUUCAGAACAAAAAAUUUAUAAGCUCACCUACCCCUCCCAUGAGCCAACAUUUUUCCUCAAGAGAGAAGUAAGUGUUAAUGUUGGCUUAGGGGAGGGGUAGGUGGGCAGUUUCCCAGCAACGUAUAAUGAUCCAAACUUAUAAGCCUGCCAGUAUAGUAAUUCACCUUCUCUGUGGUUGCCAGAGUCAUCUAGUGAAGCUCAAGAAACUCCCAAAUCCUCAAAGAAGAAAAACAACAAGGGAAAGACUACUGAUGCAACUUCCACUAGUACCAACAGCCCAGGAGCAAAACAAAUGCUGUCCCUUGCUCGUCAAGAUGGUAAGUAGUGGUAUUGAUUCCCAGGAGGAUAGUUCAAAUUUUAGUUGAUGUGGAUGAUCGAAAGAAUUUAUCUUUCUAAUGCCAAAAAUGUCAAACAAUCAAGGUAAUUUAAAAUCACCAAGAAGUUCCAUCAUUAUUUUUUUAAAUAGCCAAGAGCCGGUACGUAUAGUAAAAGGCUCCAAGUCAGAAGUGAUAAGUGGCUAAAUCGCCUUAGAGUUUGUAAGAGCACUCGCCUAGGGGUGUGUGAGGGGGGGAGGGGGGAGGAAGAACUCCCAUGUACAUAUAAAAGUGAUGGGGAUGCAUCCCAGGAGCACUUGUGACCAAGUGAAAAUAAAAUAUUGAAGUCAUAAGGGAUUUGCAUGCAUGACGGAGUCAGAAUAGCAAGAAUAUGUUUGUGACUCCACUGCUUCAUGUCUGUAUUGGCAAGCAGAAAAGGAAGAAUGAGCCAAUCAUGAUGCAUGUAAUUCUGAUUGAGCUCUAUGAUGGUUUUGUUUUCUUUUUCUUCUGCUAAUGACUCCUCCAAGAAUCUUGCAUUCUCAGAAUAAUAUUAUGGAAAUAAAAUUGACAUCAUAAUAAAUUACUUACUCUUAUUUUGAAAGGUCAUCAAUAUUCUAAAGUGAGAAGAGCACUACAUUCUUCACACCCUGACAACUUAAUAUGUCGAGAAAAGGAGAUCGCAGAAAUCAGAUCAUUUCUACUCAAUCAUCUGCCAAAGGAAAAACCAGGAAGUUUGUACAUUUCAGGGGCACCAGGGACAGGAAAAACAGCUUGCUUGACAAGAAUCAUGCUUGAAAUGAAGGUAAAUGAAAUGACCAUGAUAAAAGCAAAGAGUCUUAUUGGUGAUGAUCAAGGCUUAUCAUGUACAUUUGUUACAAGAUCAAUAGUUGGACGAUCAUGAUAGUGGUAGUGUUGGUAACACUGGCAGAUCCAGACCUUUAGAUGAGGAAGGGGGGGGGGCGGUCAUCCAGACCCUGAGAUAAGGGGGGCAGUCUCCAAAAAAAAAAUUUUUCGGCCCUUCUGGCCUCAGUUUGGUCUAAAGAUCGGGGGGGCAGGCCCCCUGGGCCCCUUUCCUGGAUCCGCCACUGGGUGAUGGUAAUAAUGUACUAGCCCCAAAACCCUUUUUGAUUAGCAGCAUUGAUGACAAUCCUUCUGUAAUUUGAAUUUCCCCAAAAAACGGCACUUGUCCCUAGCUAGGGCAAGUUAAGAACAAAACUCACUAGCCCCGGGCUAUCGGACUCCACUUUCUUUGCACUCUGAAAGUUCCAGGUGUUUAUGCUCGACCACUGCACCAGGAUAAUACAUCUUAUAUGUCUUGCAAACCCUUGUGAACUCUAUUGUAAUAAAGCUGUAUAUGGCAAUGAAACAUGUUGUAUCGGGCUACUACAUGUAGGCCAUAAUUAUAUUAGAAUUUACUUGUCAAGACUUGACAAUUAAUACGUAAAACACAUUGUUUUCUUACCCAUAACAGGCUGAGAUAAGAAAAUGCCAAGUUAUUUUCAUAAACUGCAUGGCAUUAAAGCAAGCACAGGAUAUUUUCCAGAAAAUAGCAGUUGAAUUAGUAGGCGAAGAAAAGUGUCCCACCAAGGUAACACAAAAAUCUUUGGAGGAGGAAUUUGCCUCACCAAAACUCACAAGGUAAUUCCACUGUCAUUGCAUUGGCUUGCUUACGUAGUUUAGUGUUCUAUAACAUAACAAGAUUGCCUAUCACUUGACGAGUAUUACAUUUGUAUGUCACACGUACUUCAUGCACCUCACAAAAAAAACCAUUAAUAGCUUUCCUUAAAAAAAAGACAUUUUUGGUAAUUACAACUCAGUAUUUUCCAUUCCAAUUUUCCAAUCACGAUUUUAAGAAUGGGAGAGUAUUCCUUGAAAAAAAAGUUCAGAAAACAUGCAAACCUAUUGACAUUAACUUUGUAAGCUGUUGUUUUUGUCUUACCUUUAGUAAACAGUCCAUGAUGGUCAGAAUGCAAAGUAAAUUUUACAGUAAACAAUAUCUUAAGGAAGGGAUGGGUUCACAACAACACAAAGAGCACCAGCAACUUAUUAAAUAUUUUAUCUGAACAUUACAAAGUCUUAUGUUUUUUAAAUAAGUAGAAUAAAUUAUCGGUAUUUAUUUAUUUUUUUGUUUUUGCAGAAUUCUAAUCUUGGAUGAAAUGGAUCAACUUGAAUCCAAGAGUCAAGAAAUCCUGUACACCAUUUUUGAGUGGCCAUCUCUGCCAAAAUCAAAGCUUGUUUUAAUCGGUAAGUAAAGAUCAGCUGAUAGAGUAUUACCAUGAGAUUUUAUGUUCUUUGAAACAAUUUGGGCUCCUUAAUUUUAUCUUACCAUGCAAAGAAAAAAUGUCCGGUCAAAAAAGGCAAAGAAAGAUUUGAAAUUAUGUAUUAAAGGAACAUCUAUAGACUGUAAAAAAACUCAGUUAUCAUGGGCUUGGGGGAAGGGGUUGGGUGGACAACAUGGAAUGACUGUAAACUGCUUUGAGUGAGGGGCAAAGUGGGCAUUGUUUCUCUGCAAUGUGUUCCUGGCAAGUGUUUUUAUCACACUGUACAUAAAAUUUAAAAAGCAUUAACAACUUUCUUUUCUCUAAGGAAUAGCAAAUGCUCUGGACUUGACAGACAGAAUUCUUCCAAGACUACAAGCAAGGCCAAAGUGUAAGUAUCUGUCACUUAAGGUUUACAUAACUUAAUUUAAUUGCUGGUUUUGCACAUGCUGUUUUAUUUCAUAAUACUAGAUUUUAACUCUGCACGAGUGUUAUAUUUGUUUAGAUAUAUAUACAAUGUAGUACACAAAAUAUACAAAUUGUCAGCAAAGUAUCUACACAUAGGCGAAAAUAAAUGGAAUUAAAAAAUUUUACUAAGUUCUUUAACAUAUGUGAAUUUUUACUUAUAGGUAAACCUGAACUUCUUCACUUUGCCCCAUAUACCAGAGACCAGAUUGUCAAAAUUAUACAGGACAGACUAACAGUGGUGAGUUACAGUCAUUCGGACAUUUUGUUUGGCCAGAAGCAGAGGUGUGUUGGAUCAAUUUGGGCCAGGUUUCUUGGAAACUGCCAACCUACCCCUCCCCUAAGCCAACAUUUUGCCCUAAGUGAGUGGUAAGUGUUAAUGUUGGCUUAAAGAGGGGUAGGUGGGCAGUUUCCCAGAAACCUAAAUUGAUCUGGCAUGUUUCCAGGAAGUGGGAUGGGUAAUGGGGUAAAACGGGUGUGUCAAGAAGGAAGGGGGGAUGGAGGGCUUGGAUUAGAAAGAGAAGUGUGUCCACUAGGUUUUACUCCUGACUGGGAUGGUACUCCCAUAUACGGGCUAUAAAGGUAAUUGUUUUGCUCAUCAGCAGGAUAUCCUGUUUUCCUCUCUGGCUCUGGAAAAAGGGAAUAAAAAUUCCCCCAAUAUUUCCUGAUUAUUCUCGAUCAAACUUGCGAAACUACGCUCCUCUUGUCGUUUUAUCACUGAGCCAGCCAUGAAAACAGGAUUCCUAUUUUUACAACAAUUAUUGUCAGGAACAGGAACACAAAUUCAUCUCCUUUUGCCUGAAACAUGUCCAGAGUCUGAGAGACUCAGCGGCACACCUCCAUAGUAAAUUUAAGAUUGCACCCCCCAUGUUACUGUGUUCAAGAAACAGAGCAUUGGUUUGGUCUAAUGAAGGGGCUGAUCAAUAUUAAAAUAAUUAUUUCAUUUGAUUCCAGGUUGAAGAGGGGAACAGUAUUCUGGAUACAUCAGCGAUACAGUUUUGUGCAAGGAAAGUGUCAGCCAUGGCUGGGGAUAUGAGGAAGGCCUUAGAUAUUUGCAGGUAACACUAGUGAUCAGAAACUUAAAAAAUCAUUAUUGUAUUCCUUAUCAUUAUUUGACAACUUUUGUGUAUAGUACAUACUUGUUUGUCUUGGAUUCCUGGGUGUGAAAGAGACACGUGGAGCAAAGUUUCUCGUCAAAGAAAAGGACUUGAUGAAGAGGUGCAUGGGCCAACUUGAAAUUUCCACCUCAAUCUGCCCUGAAAUAUUCUGACAUGCUAACAAUUAAUAGCAUGUACGUUGUAAGGAGUUUCUCUGUUUCCAAACUAUUCUAUGUCAUUUUUCAGGAGAGCAGUUGAAGUUGUAGAAUCUGGAGAAAGGAAACAGCAAAUUUUACAGCCUGUCCAAACAGGUACGAAACAUUUUCUAGAAUGAAAAUUUACAUACUAACAGCUAUACCCCAAAAUACAAUAUUAUGUAGCACGGCGAAUCUAGGCCAAGGUUUAGAGCAUAAGAUUCAUAAAGUCCAGGAAGCUUUAAAAUAAUUUUUCUUUAACAAUGGUACUCCUAUGUCAUUUGUAGUCUGAUGAUGCACCUAUAGAGUGUGGUAAAGUACAGCUGUUUGACAGAGAUUGUCAUUGCUAAUAUAGCUUUCAUGCCAAUUUACCAGCAAAGUUGAGAAAAAGUUUCCAUGCUGCACUAGUCUUUCCUGUCGAUUCUUUCCAGCAAAUGAGUUACUGUACUGCUAGCCUGCACCACAGCCAGAAAUAAACUUCUGGUUAAAAGUCUGCCUGCAAAAGAGCGCCGAAACACUUGUUCUGGGGCCCCACCCGUGUGGAACGAUUUGAGCACAUGCUGUGAUUGGCCUGUAAAAACAAGCCAUUGUCAACUUGCCAAUCAGGUUGAAGGUAAAUUUGAACAACCUUUCCAUUAAUUCGUUGAGUGUGUUGUGGGCCCAGAACAAGGAUAUCGGCACUGCUUCACAGAAGUUGACUAACUGGGGUUAGAUAACGUCUUAAAUGCAGGCUAGUUACUGCCAGCAGCAGUUUUUCACUGUAGUAUACUUACAGUGCUCUUAAAUUACUUCCCUUUAGCUGAAUCUCCUCGCAAAAGACCUGAAACUCCACCAAAACCUAAAAAGGUUGGAAUCUCCCAAAUAGCCAGUGUUGUAGCUGAAGUUUAUGGAUCUCGUCUGGUGGCAGGACCUGGCGUUGAACAGCCAACUAUUCCUUUGCAGCAAAAACUUCUUAUCUGUACCUUCCUAUUAAUGACAAAAGAACGCAAUACCAAAGAGGUUGUGUUAGGAAAGGUAGGUUUUGAAUUUCAAGUUAGCUUCUUUCACAUGCUUACAAACAGAACCGGGAUAUCUCCUGUGUAAUUUCUUAUCCGUCGACACGUUGGUAUACUAUCAGUUGACAGGUCAGCUGACUCUUGUUCAUUAUGUGCGUCAAUAUCUGCAGUCGGCUGUCGUUGUUUCACAGGAAACAAAUAGAAAUUAGUUGGACUCACUGAUGCUCAUGUGUGCUUAACACAGGGUAUUUUAAGUUUAAUAAAGGCCCCACUGCAUUUUGGCAGAUUUUGAGUAGGUACAUAAUGUACGAGGUGUUGCCCAGGUCUCCAAAUCUUGACCCCCUUUUAGAAGAAUUUUGCUCUCAUAAUGAUGCCCCAUUCAAAAACAUUCCAAAAUUUAAUAUAGACACAUUCAAGUGAUUAUUUUUAUUCCAUUGCUGGUACAGUAUGAGAGCACAUGCAAGAAAACAAAAAAGAAGUUAUUUCUAUCAAAUCCGUAUUUAAUAAUAAAGUGAAUAAUUAUUCUGUCUACAGUUUCACGACACUUACUGCAAGAUCUGCACCAGGCAGAAAGUUUCCCAGCUUGGCCAAGAAGAUUUUCUCGGUUUGUGUAACAUACUGGAAACAAGAGGACUUCUUGGAAUCAAGAGAGCUAAGGACACAAGAAUGAUGAAGGUUAGUCUAGCAUGACAGGAUGCACAAGUCCUCUCUAGAGUAUUAUUACAUUUCCCUGGAGUUUGUCUUGUAAUAUACUAAAAAAAUUAUGGAAAAAGGUAGAGCUUGAUUCUACUAAAAGUUUGUACAACAGUUACAAAGAUUGCAAAACAUGUUCAGUUCAGGGGUUCACCUGAGACAACGUUUUAAGCUAUUUUGAUUCAUAUUUUGUCUAGACAAAAGAAAAUGUUCUUAGGGGUUUGCUUUACUUAACAAAAGUUCACAGUUAGCUACAAUCUUGGACAGAAUGAAAUGGAACAGCAAACCCCCAUCCCCCACCCCCUAGCUCCGUCAUCUAUAUUGUCCAAGAUUGUGGAACAACAUGUAGUUUAAGAUUCCCCAUGCUACAUUUUUGUAAAGAGGCCAAAAGAUUUUGAACUUUGUAAAGACAACACAGUUUGACCAACGGGCAGCAGUCUGAUCUAUAGACAGGAACCUGUUCAGCAAAGAAAGCCCCUUCCCGCUUCAAACCCAAUCAAGAUGGUAAACACCUUUACAUCACAACACAUUUGAAUAUACUACCGUCUCUUUUACAGGUAACACUCAAAAUAGAUGAGAAAGAAGUGGACUAUGCACUCCAAGACAAAACUCUAUUAUCCAGUAUUCUUCAAGAAGGAAUGCCGACAACAUCAUGA